AUGGGAGACAAGGCCGGAGAGGGAAUCAGCCAUGGCAAUCUUGGCAACGCUUAUCAAGGUCUAGGACAGUUCAAAACAGCCAUCCAGUACCAUCAACGUCAUCUAGAAAUGGCUUUAGAGAUGGGAGACAAGACCGGAGAGGGUAAAAGUCAUUGCAAUCUAGGCAACGCUUACCGCAGUCUAGGACAGUUCAAAACAGCCAUCCAGCACCAUCAACGUCAUCUAGAGAUUACUAAAGAAGUGGGAGACAAGGCCAGAGAGGGAAAAAGUUAUGGCAGUCUCGGCAACGCUUAUCAAGGUCUACGACAGUUAAAAACAGCCAUCCAGUACCAUCAACGUCAUCUAGAAAUUGCUAAAGAGGUGGGAGACAAUGCCGGAGAGGGAUUCAGUUAUGGUAGUCUCGGCAACGCUUAUCAAGGUCUAGGACAGUUUAAAACAGCCAUCCAGUACCAUCAACGUCAUCUAGAGAUUGCUAAAGAGGUGGGAGACAAGGUCGGAGAGGGGAAAAGUAAUGGCGGUCUCGGCAACGCUUAUCAAGGUCUAGGACAGUUGAAAACAGCUAUUCAGUAUCAUGAACGUCAUCUAGAAAUUGCUAACGAGAUGGGAGACAAGGCCGGAGAGGGAAUCAGCCAUGGCAAUCUUGGCAACGCUUAUCAAGGUCUAGGACAGUUGAAAACAGCUAUUCAGUAUCAUCAACGUCAUCUAGAGAUUACUAAAGAAGUGGGAGACAAGGCCAGAGAGGGAAAAAGUUAUGGCAGUCUCGGCAACGCUUAUCAAGGUCUACGACAGUUAAAAACAGCCAUCCAGUACCAUCAGCGUCAUCUAGAAAUUGCUAAAGAGGUGGGAGACAAUGCCGGAGAGGGAUUCAGUUAUGGUAGUCUCGGCAACGCUUAUCAAGGUCUAGGACAGUUUAAAACAGCCAUCCAGUACCAUCAACGUCAUCUAGAGAUUGCUAAAGAGGUGGGAGACAAGGUCGGAGAGGGGAAAAGUAAUGGCGGUCUCGGCAACGCUUAUCAAGGUCUAGGACAGUUGAAAACAGCUAUUCAGUAUCAUGAACGUCAUCUAGAAAUUGCUAACGAGAUGGGAGACAAGGCCGGAGAGGGAAUCAGCCAUGGCAAUCUUGGCAACGCUUAUCAAGUUCUAGGACAGUUCAAAAAAGCCAUCCAGUACCAUCAACGUCAUCUAGAAAUGGCUUUAGAGAUGGGAGACAAGACCGGAGAGGGUAAAAGUCAUUGCAAUCUAGGCAACGCUUACCGCAGUCUAGGACAGUUCAAAACAGCCAUCCAGUACCAUCAACGUCAUCUAGAAAUUGCUAAAGAGGUGGGAAACAAGACCGAAGAAGGAUUCAGUUAUGGUAGUCUCGGCAACGCUUAUCAAGGUCUAGGGCAGUUUAAAACAGCCAUCCAGUACCAUCAACGUCAUCUAGAGAUUGCUAAAGAGGUGGGAGACAAGGUCGGAGAGGGGAAAAGUAAUGGCGGUCUCGGCAACGCUUAUCAAGGUCUAGGACAGUUGAAAACAGCUAUUCAGUAUCAUGAACGUCAUCUAGAAAUUGCUAACGAGAUGGGAGACAAGGUCGGAGAGGGAAUCAGCCAUGGCAAUCUUGGCAACGCUUAUCAAGGUCUAGGACAGUUCAAAACAGCCAUCCAGUACCAUCAACGUCAUCUAGAAAUGGCUUUAGAGGUGGGAGACAAGACCGGAGAGGGUAAAAGUCAUUGCAAUCUAGGUAACGCUUACCGCAGUCUAGGACAGUUCAAAACAGCCAUCCAGUACCAUCAACGUCAUCUAGAAAUUGCUAAAGAGGUGGGAGACAAGGCCGGAGAGGGAAAAAGUAAUAGCGGUCUCGGCAACGCUUAUCAAGGUCUAGGACAGUUCAAAACAGCCAUCCAGUACCAUCACCAUCAUCUAGAAAUUGCUAAAGAGGUGGGAGACAAGGCCGGAGAGGGAAAAAGUAAUGGCGGUCUCGGCAACGCUUAUCAAGGUCUAGGACAGUUCAAAACAGCCAUCCAGUACCAUCAACGUCAUCUAGAGAUUGCUAAAGAGGUGGGAGACAAGGCCGGAGAGGGAAAAAGUAAUGGCGGUCUCGGCAACGCUUAUCAAGGUCUAAGACAGUUCAAAACAGCCAUCCAGUACCAUCAACGUCAUCUAGAAAUUGCUAAAGAGGUGGGAGACAAGGCCGGAGAGGGAAAAAGUAAUGGCGGUCUCGGCAACGCUUAUCAAGGUCUAGGACGGUUCAAAACAGCCAUCCAGUACCGUCAACGUCAUCUAGAAAUUGCUAAAGAGGUGGGAGACAAGGCCGGAGAGGGAAAAAGUAAUGGCGGUCUCGGCAACGCUUAUCAAGGUCUAGGACGGUUCAAAACAGCCAUCCAGUACCAUCAACGUCAUCUAGAAAUUGCUAAAGAGGUGGGAGACAAGGCCGGAGAGGGAAAAAGUAAUGGCGGUCUCGGCAACGCUUAUCAAGGUCUAGGACAGUUCAAAACAGCCAUCCAGUGCCAUCAACGUCAUCUAGAAAUUGCUAAAGAGGUGGGAGACAAGGCCGGAGAGGGAAAAAGUUAUGGCGGUCUCGGCAUUGCUUAUCAAAGUCUAGGACAGUUCAAAACAACAAUCGAGUACCAUCAACGUCAUCUAGAAAUUUCUAAAGACGUGGGAGACAAGGCUGGAGAGGGAAGAAGUUAUGGCAAUCUUGGCAACGCUUAUCAAGGUCUAGGACAGUUCAGAACAGCCAUCCAUUACCAUCAACACCAUCUAGAAAUUGCUAAAGAGGUGGGAGACAAGGCCGGAGAGGGAAAAAGUUAUGGUGGUCUCGGCAUUACUUAUCAAAGUCUAGGACAGUUCAAAACAGCAAUCGAGUACCAUCAAUGUCAUCUAGAAAUUGCUAAAGAAGUAGGAGACAAGAAUGGAGAGGCGUGUGCAUUAAGUCUCCUUGGUAGCAAUUAUGAGUGCCUAGGAAAACUAAAGAAGGCCUUUUUCUGCUAUCACUCGAGUGUACUGUUGUAUAACGAUAUCAGGGCCAGUCUUCAACUUAACGAUCAGUGGAAAAUUAGUUUUCGUAAUCAGCACCAAAAUGCAUACAGAGGCCUGUGGUGCGUAAACAUCAAGCAAGGUAAAAAUGUAAAGGCUCUUCUUGCCGCAGAAGAAGGACGUGCUCAAGCUCUGAGAGAUCUCAUGGACACAAAAUAUUACCCUGGAUGUUCUUCAACGCACAGAGCUUCGUGCGUUUCACUGAGUCGUGUUCCGUUAGACACAGUUUUCAUAGCUGUGAGGGGACCCUGCUUUUACUUCUGGAUCUUCAGCAACGAUGACAUAAAAGUGAGAAAAGUAAACAUCAACAAUUAUAGGCGUGAGGAUGAAUUGGGAUUUUUCAUCCGGCUACUGAACAAAACUGCUCUGAAGGAGUCGGUGCAAGAGGUACUUUUACAAUCGAAAAUGCUCCACUUGACUCGUCGACAGAGGAGGAAGUGGCCAAUGGUGUGA
Molecule: messenger RNA, 3471 nt
Organism: Pocillopora meandrina
Lineage: Eukaryota; Metazoa; Cnidaria; Anthozoa; Scleractinia; Pocilloporidae
Source: the annotation of a GenBank genome assembly